GAGAUCCCGACUUAUUAUUAUUAUACUUUUCAAAGGGACCAAACUUCAUCUGGCACAUGGACUCCUACGACAAACUUAGACCAUAUGGAAUAUGCAUCAACGCAAGUAUUGAUGGGUUUUCAAGAAAAAUAAUCUGGCUUAAUGCUUACACAACAAGUAGUAAUCCAAAGGUGAUCGGGGGGUAUUACAUCGAAGCGGUGCAGCGUUUAAAUGGCUGCCCUAGAGUUGUACGUGGUGAUCUUGGAACCGAAAAUGGCCAUGUGAGAAGUUUCCAGCGUUUCCUUGUACCAACGGAACCAAACGAGACCCUUGACAGUUACCUGGAAGGAGCAAGUACAGCUAAUCAAAGAAUUGAAUAUUGGUGGCGUUUCCUUCGUAACCAGUGUGUGGAGUUCUGGUUGUCCCUUUUUGGAGACAUCAGAGACAACGGUUACUUUGAUGGUGGAUUUUUAGACAAAAACCUUCUUCAGUUUUGCUGCAUGGGGAUCAUACAGGAUGAGCUGGAUGAUACUGCCCAGGUUUGGAAUGCACACUCCAUCAGGCCAUCAAACAACAGAAAUGUCCCCAGUGGUCGACCCAAUGUGAUGUAUGCAUUACCUGAGCUCUACAGGACAAGAGACUUUCUUUGCCUUGUUGAAGAGGAACAUGUUGAAGUAUGCAAAAAUGAGUGCAUUUCUCGACUGACCAAACCAUGUGAUCCAGAUGUCUUUGACCUCUGCAACAUCCUUAUGGCAGAGUCCCAUCUGACCUUACCCACAGACGCUUACCAGGCUUUGAACUUGUAUAUGCAUCUAAGAGAGGCAAUCAUUGCAUCACUUUAAAAUGUGCUGACUGCAAGCAAGAACAUUUUUCAGCACCUUUACAAGCCCACUUAGAAUGGCAUGCAGAUGUAAACAAACUGUGUUUCUUUUCUUUCAAAAGUAUUUCAUUAUGUUCUCUAGAAGGGACAAUGAAGAAAUGUAUUGUUCAUUUGAGUUUCAUGAACUGCCAGUUUAUUCAACUGCUUCUAACCAUUUUGUAAAUAUGCAAUAUCUGUUUCAGAUCAAAAUAAACUCUGUGAAAGCAAAUAUUUACUUGUCAAACAAAGAUAAACAUAAAAGGAAAAUAAGGGUAUUUAGUAUAAAUAAUAUUUAUCUGAAAAUGUAAUUCUGUGAUCAAAACAAAAUGCUUCUUUUAAGUGAUAAACUCUGUCCUGCCAUUCUAUUUUUAAAAUAAAUGUUGCAUUAAUUAACUUUUUAAAAUUUGAAAUGCUAUAAAGAAAGGAAAAGUAUUUGAAACAAUCAACAUGAUACAAAGCAAAAUGCAUAUUUCUUGCCUCUGAAGUUAAUAAGGGUUGUAAACACAAUUAUGAACUUUUUAAAAAAUCUGUAAAAACAUCUAAAAGCUUAAACAGUAAACCUUACUGAAAGAACAAACUCUGCUUAAAGCAACAUUGCACAGAGGCUACAUCAACAGAUCGGUCUUGUAGUACAGCAUCUUGAAAGAAAAUGAGAACACAUUUCUGUUUAAUUACAAAAAAUGGGUUAGAAUAUGAUAAAAUCAAAGGAGCACUUCUUCAUACAUUGAAAAACAAAAUCUUAACAAGUAAUUCUGGUCUAGUUUCUAGUGAAAAUAUCCUAUUACACUUAAAAUAAGACAAAUU
This is a messenger RNA of Xiphophorus couchianus (Monterrey platyfish), 1642 nucleotides long. RefSeq lists its product as uncharacterized. Lineage: Eukaryota; Metazoa; Chordata; Actinopteri; Cyprinodontiformes; Poeciliidae. The record is from RefSeq and is a predicted model, not a curated record. The transcript has 2 exons. Bases 57 to 821 code for a protein of 254 amino acids.